AAACACGGGUGGGGUGACGUAGCCACCAAGCGAUUCCUUUUCUGUGAUUUAAAACGACGCCACCUGGACUGUUCUUCAUCUUCUCAACACUGCCUUUACCUUACCCUUCCAUGGCUUCUCCUUGCUCACUUUUCACAAAACCAUUUCCGAUCGCUUUCGUUCUUCUGCUCCUUAUUCUUAACUUAUGCUGGAAGAGUGAGCCCUCCGUCGCGGGCCACGCUGCCGCCGACAUUCAAUCCGUCGAAGUAGUCAACGAAUUCCCCCACGACCGCAGGGCCUUCACUGAGGGGCUUGUAUAUGGAGGAAGCGACACCUUGUUCGAGUCAGUUGGUCUUUAUGGAGAGUCGUCAGUUCGGAAAGUUUUCCUUCGGACUGGGAAGGUUGAGGUUCUUCAGAAAAUGAAUAAAUCUUAUUUUGGGGAGGGUUUAACUCUUCUUGGCGGCAGGUUAUUCCAAGUAACUUGGCAGACAAGAAUUGGAUUCAAAUACGACCGAAAUAACUUAAGCAAAUUUGUGAAAUUUAAACAUUAUAUGAAAGAUGGUUGGGGCCUAGCAACUAAUGGUUUUAUUUUGUUUGGAAGUGAUGGAACUUCAACAUUAUAUCAGAUGGAUUCCCGAACAUUUAAAGUACUAAGAAAACAAAAAGUCAAAUACAAAGGUCGCGAAGUGUACAAUCUCAAUGAACUUGAAUUUAUGAACGGUGAAAUCUUGGCAAAUAUUUGGCUGACUGACUGCAUUGCUAGAAUCUCAGUGAAAGAUGGGAGUGUUCUUGGAUGGAUUUUCCUAUCAAACUUAAGGGAAAGGCUAGUGGCAGCUGGAGCAAAGGGUAUUGAUGUUUUGAAUGGCAUAGCAUGGGAUUACAAGCAAAAACGUCUUUUUGUGACAGGAAAAUUAUGGCCAAAGCUUUAUGAAAUCAAGUUGCAACCAAUGAGGAAACCAUUGAAUGGAUCAAUUGAGCAUCUUUGCAUGCCACACCCUUCUAAUUUUUCACAUCAAUAAAUCCCAUUGAGAUGACGAGCAUGAUUGAGCAACUCGCCUUGUUUGUUUCGAUUCUUAGACAAAAUCCCAAUUCGAGCAAUUGUGUGCUAAAUUACAAAAUGGUUUUUCUUCCUAAUAAAUUGCAGUUAGAAGACCAAA
Molecule: messenger RNA, 1136 nt
Organism: Malania oleifera
Lineage: Eukaryota; Viridiplantae; Streptophyta; Magnoliopsida; Santalales; Ximeniaceae
Product: glutaminyl-peptide cyclotransferase-like
Exons: 11
Coding region: 111-998 (295 amino acids)
Molecular function (GO): glutaminyl-peptide cyclotransferase activity
Source: RefSeq, a predicted model, not a curated record